Molecule: messenger RNA, 2778 nt
Organism: Phytophthora nicotianae INRA-310
Lineage: Eukaryota; Oomycota; Peronosporomycetes; Peronosporales; Peronosporaceae
Product: TKL protein kinase
Exons: 1
Coding region: 161-2446 (761 amino acids)
Biological process (GO): protein phosphorylation
Molecular function (GO): ATP binding; protein kinase activity
Source: RefSeq, a predicted model, not a curated record
AGCUUUUGAAAGUUCAGCUCGCGUGAGAGAAGGGAGGACCAUGAUCGAUCGGAGGGUGCAGUAUAGUCAGACCAAAUCGACCGGGUCAGCCGCUCGGUCUCCGCUAUCAGUGGAAGGCACGAAAACUCGCACUUGUUGUUCACAGGUACAGUAGUCACCCAUGCUGCGUGCGCCAUGGCUCGGGGCGCUCGUCCUCGCAACGAGCGGUGGGGUGUCGGUGCUCGCGGACUACCAGACACUCGAAAUCUACUCGGACGCCAACUGCAAGUCGAUCCCCUUGGUUGUCACUCUGGAGAUGAUCAAUACGACCUGUUCCAAGAGUGACACGUGCAGCGCCAUUGAAAUCAAUAAUUCGUCCUACUACUUCGCGGAACGAUGUGCCACCGACCGCUUCGAAUACACGUCAUAUCUUUUCAGUGGAGCCAAGUAUCUGAUGAUUGACGGGUUCCAGGAAGAAGGGUGCAAGUCAUACGCACGCUCCAAUGUCUUCUUGGCAGCGGGCACCUGUCAGCUCGCUUCGUACGUAGGCACACGCAGUGAAAUCGCGACGCUAUUUAACGACGGAUCAGCCUAUAUGACCAUCUACAACGACUCGGCGUGUGCCACCGAGGCGCAGACGUUCGACCUCAAAGCGUCAAUUAUUCAAGAACAUUCGUGUUACCAGGGUUUCAACAAGUUUUACACGUCGGACCAUACAGGUAUCCUCACAGGAAGCGCCAGCAGCAGCGGCUCCAAUACGACGGAAACUACGACGUCCCAUGACUCCAACAUGACUGCUGGAUCGUUGUUUGGCAUCGUCGUGGCGUGUCUGGCUAUCGUUAUCCUUCCUGCCCUACUGAUCUACUGGAAGAUGCGUCGCUCUAAGCGAAAGGAGCAGAAGCGUGGCGCCGACGCUAAUACCCGAGCACGGACGCCCGACGUCGCGCUGGCUGUUAGUGACAAGCACGAGAACGAAGAGCGAUAUGCACCCGAGAUGUCACCCAGGAGUGACCAGAGGAGCACGCUCAGCUCCCACACAGGGGGAUCUGGACAAGUACUACGUAGCAACGAGCUGAAAUGUGACCCUCUGCGCAGUGAUGAAUUGCGCGGUACUCCUCUUUAUCGUAAGGACGAACGGAAACGACGGAGUGACGAGCUGCGCAGUGGAAACAGGUUACGUAGCGACAGAUUUCGUGGCGAUUCCAUCGGUCGGAGUGGUCGUUUACAUACCGACGAGCUACGCACGACUCCCGUGCGCGGCAACCGGAUGCAGCGUGAGGAUCUGAACAAUAAUUCGAUUCAUAGUGACCCUGUACGUAGUGACCGGCUCAAGAAUGAACGUCAACGCAAGGAACGGCAGCGAAAGGAGCGACAACGCGGGGACGAACCACGCAGCGACCGUAGUGACCGGGAUCGAAUGCCUAGUGACCCGGUACGCAGCGACCGGAUGCGUAGCAUUGAAUUGCGUAGCCAUCGUACGCCUAGUGACCCAGUACGGAGUACACGACCUGACCCGAAACCACAGCCUAUUCAUGCUCAAAGACUACGCGGCCCGGUCACGGCGGACAGCGUGUGUGAAGACGACGCCAUCUUGUCUUCGCGUAUCCCACGCGACAACGUGUUCGUCGAGGACCUGAUUGGCCGUGGAGGCUACGGAGAAGUAUACAAGGGCACGUAUGAAGGAAGAGCCGUGGCCGUGAAGAUGCUCUUCCCGGAGACGCGGAAGAGCACGCGUCACGUGACGGAAUUUCUCACUGAAGUGAAGAUGAUGACGGUCAUGGAUCACCCACGCGUCGUGGAGUUUAUUGGCGUGUCCUGGAACAAUUUGAUGGACCUGUGUGUAGUCACCGAGUUCAUGGCAGGAGGCGACCUGCGCGCGUGGCUGAGCGACCGUGCAGACAACGACAGCCCCGUGGGCUUUGACUUCACUAAGGUGAAGAUCGCCACGCACGUCGUGCACGCACUCGCCUACUUGCACUCUCUGUCUCCUUCGGUGAUCCACCGAGACUUGAAGUCUAGGAAUAUUUUACUCAGUGAGAAUCAGGACGCCAAACUGGCGGACUUUGGCGCAUCUCGCGAACGGGUAGACCGUACGAUGACUGCAGGCGUCGGCACGUCGCUGUGGAUCGCGCCCGAGGUUAUGAUGGGCGAGCGAUACGACGACAAGGCGGACAUGUUCUCGUUCGGCGUGGUACUGUCCGAGUUGGACUCGCAGCAGAACCCGUACGCCCACGCGAAGGAUAAGAACCCGACUGGACGUAAAAUGCCCGAGACGGCCAUCCUUCAGCUGGUGGCUAUGGGUAAACUACGCGUAGAGUUUUCUCCCGGCGCGCUGAAGGGCGUGGUGCAGCUUGGUACAGCGUGUACCGCGAUCGACCCGACGGAGCGACCGUCAGCAGCCGAGGCGUUCCGAAAGCUCCAGACGAUUCUGGCACAAGAGGCCAAGAAAGCAGCCAACGCGAAAUGAACCUAUAAGAAGAGGAACUCUCAGUGUGAGAAUUUUGUAUCCACUUCCGCGUUAUGAAGGCUUCGACGCAGCAUAUCGAUAACACACGAACACGUUCGUAUAGUCUCGGCAGUGGGUGAUGCCGACGUCGUUCUUUAUUCGGAGCCUGCGCUGCUACUGCCAUUUCCUGUCAGGGCUGGCAUGUUAUAUACACCCCUGAAUAAACCUGAUGUAGAUGUACUCAUACGAGGAACUUGUCUUUGUUAUCUUCUUAAUCCGAGGCUGCGAAUGAAAUUUUCCAUUCGAUCCAUACACAAGAUGCACGCAGCUACGCAAAGAAUGACGUACGCUAC